GGGGGCUCUCGGACAGGGAAGAAAGAUUUAUGAAAUGAUAGGUGGUCGGGCUUUGUUUGUCUGCACUCUUGCGCACAAUAAGUCGCAGGGUUUUCGUGUUUCCUCCACUUGAAGGAUUAUUAAAGCGGUCGAUGGCCACCCUGCGCGUCACACAGCGCCACUUAGCGCCGGCGUGACACCCAGUAGAGCCCUUGUGCUGAGCUGCAACCCCGGACACUUAGUCUCCAGUGGAUAACCAACUCCCCCCACUCUCUCUUCCUCUUCCUCUCUCUGUCAGUGCGUACUUGCCGUUCUGCAUGCGUCAAAGCAGCACCGUGCGUAACUGCAGAGUCGUGCGUAACUGGAGACAGAUUUCACUCCAUUUUGCGCUAGGAUUCUGGGGACCACUGGUGGUGUAACGCUCACUUGCAACGACACUGACCACUGGAGCUCGACAUAUUUCUCCUUUGAAACGACUCGCGGCUCGUCUUUUUUCCCUCCCUCUCUUCUCCCCACGCCAACUGUACGUCAGAGCUGACAUGACGACCGAGACCCCUCAGCAGCAGCUGGACCCUCCGCCUCCUCUGAGAUCCAGCCCGGCGUCCGGCGUCCUGCAUCCCACCAUGCUGAGCCCACAAGCCGCCACAGAAAGUUCGUCCGCGGCCGUCAAAGGGAAGAAGACGAGCUCAGGAUUAAGACGACCGGAAAAGCCUCCCUACUCCUACAUCGCUCUCAUCGUGAUGGCAAUACAGAGCUCACCCACCAAACGCCUGACACUCAGCGAGAUCUACCAGUUCCUCCAGGCUCGCUUCCCUUUCUUCAGGGGCUCGUAUCAGGGCUGGAAGAAUUCCGUUCGGCAUAAUCUCUCGCUGAACGAGUGUUUCAUCAAGCUGCCCAAAGGACUGGGCAGGCCGGGGAAAGGCCACUACUGGACCAUCGAUCCGGGGAGUGAAUUCAUGUUCGAGGAGGGCUCCUUUCGCCGCAGACCCAGAGGCUUCAGAAGAAAAUGUCAAGCUUUAAAGCCCAUGUAUCGAAUGAUGAACGGCAUAGGGUUCGGGACUUCCAUCCUCCCGCAGAGCUUUGAUUUCCAGGCUCCGUCCGCCACCCUGGCCUGCCACAGCAACAGCUACAACCUGGACAUGAUGAGCAACUCCAUGGCGGGGGGCUACGACGGCCUGAGCGGCGGCCACCACGUCCCCCACAUGUCCCCCAGCCCCGGCUCCACCUACAUGGCCAGCUGUCCGGUGCCCGCCAACGGGGAGUACGGGCCGGACAGCAGCAGCAGCCCCGUCCCGUCCUCCCCGGCCAUGGCCAGCGCGCUGGACGGCCACUCCCCGUACGCCAGUACGUCCGCACACUGGGCGUCCUCCGGCGGGUCCCACUACAUCAAACAGCAGCCUCUCACCUCCAGCAGCCCAGCAUCCUCCGGUUUACACUCCGGCAUGUCGCCUUAUUCCCUGGAGCAGAGUUACCUCCAUCAGAACGGCAGGGACAGCCACUCCACCGACAUAUCAGUGGGGAUUCCACGCUAUCAGAGCCAUUCCUCGGUGUGCGACCGGAAGGAUUUUGUGUUGAACUUUAACGGCAUCUCCUCCUUCCACCCCUCGGCUGGCGGAUCCUAUUAUCACCACCACCACCACCAUCACCCCCAGAGCGUCUGUCAGGACAUCAAGCCCUGCGUGAUGUGAGCUCUCGUGUCACUGCGGACUUCCCAUCAGACGGUCGCAGUCAAACUGCGGCUCCGUCCCACUGAGCGGGGCACAUUGUUUGAUUUUCUAUUUUUGAAGGAUCUCUACUAAGAUGUACGGUGGCGUCCACCUUCACGUUUGCAUCUUAAAUGCAGCUAAAAGCUUAACUUUUGGACUUGAGGAAACAGGGGGUUGGAGGAAAUGAAUGAAGAAACCCAAGAGGCCUUUAGUAAAAACCACUUUGCCUUUAUCAACUCUGACAAGCUUUCUUCUUCAAAAGAAGUUUCAGAAACACGAUUUUUAAGGUGUUUGCUCUUAUAACACGCGCAAACAAUUUAUAUUCCAUGUAACUAUGUUUGAUAUUAUUUGAGUUACUACCCACACGACGCUUUAGGCUUUCAUGAACUGCAGCAAAACUUGCACUUAUUGUAUAACCCUUUGCCAACUUUUUUUCCCUGUAAAAAGGUAUCAAUAAAGCUGAUAUAUAUUUUAGGCUAAAUUCAUUUAGACUCUUCACACAUAAGGAAUAUUGAGUUUACAUGAAAAUGGCCCUGAGAGAUUGUUCAGGGUUGAAGCUGACCUCUACCUAAGUGCUCUCCAGUGACUGUAAAACGUAUCCCACUUCAGACAGAAUGCGUCCUUUAACAGGGUAAAAGAUCAAAGCUCCAUCAGAAAUGCUGACAAGAUCAAUCCUGCUGUAUGACUUUUUACAAUUCAAUUAAAACAUGCUGCAGUAAAUUCUUUUACCUUUAAUCCUUCAUAUCAGAAUUUUCUUUAUAAUAGCUGUUUCAUAUCC
This is a messenger RNA of Menidia menidia (Atlantic silverside), 2463 nucleotides long. The record is from the annotation of a GenBank genome assembly. NCBI's taxonomy places the organism in Eukaryota, Metazoa, Chordata, Actinopteri, Atheriniformes, Atherinopsidae.